Molecule: messenger RNA, 2112 nt
Organism: Penicillium macrosclerotiorum
Lineage: Eukaryota; Fungi; Ascomycota; Eurotiomycetes; Eurotiales; Aspergillaceae
Product: biotin--[acetyl-CoA-carboxylase] ligase BPL1
Exons: 4
Coding region: 1-2112 (703 amino acids)
Biological process (GO): protein modification process
Cellular component (GO): cytoplasm
Molecular function (GO): biotin--[biotin carboxyl-carrier protein] ligase activity
Source: RefSeq, a predicted model, not a curated record
AUGGCCACGCCAACGGGCAAUGAUGCCAACCUCACGGGCAAGAAACUAAAUGUCCUAGUCUACUCCGGUUCGCUUACCCAUUCCGCCUGGCAACUCAGCCGCUUUCUGACCGACAAUGGCCCGACAGGAACUGGAACCACCGUUGACUCGGUCCGCCACUGCAUUUACACCCUGCGCCGCCUACUUGCCCCCCACUACGCCGUCACCCCCGUGACGGGAGAUAUGCUUCUGAAGGAGCCAUGGACGGCAACAUGUGCUCUUCUCGUCAUCCCUGGGGGGGCAGAUCUGGGCUACGGGCGCACCCUCAAUGGCGCGGGGAACCGGCGCAUUACGCAGUUCGUGCGCCGAGGUGGAAAAUACUUGGGCCUUUGCGCGGGCGGCUACUAUGGAUGCAAACGAUGCGAAUUUGAGGUCGGUGAUAAGACGAUGGAAGUGAUUGGAGACCGAGAACUGGCCUUUUUCCCGGGCACUUGCCGAGGCGGUGCGUUCCCGGGAUUUGUUUAUCAUAGCGAGGCCGGCGCAAGAGCGGCUCAACUUGAUGUCCAGAAGGAGUCGUUGAGUGCUGGUGCGGUGCCGACGCAUUUCCGAUCAUACUAUAACGGAGGAGGCGUUUUUGUGGAUGCUUCGCUGUACAAAGACCAGGGUGUUGAAGUGCUGGCCAGCUAUACCGAAAAGCUCAAUGUCGACCCUGGUGAGGGUUCGGCUGCAGUGGUCUAUUGCAAAGUCGGUGAAGGAGCGGCUAUUUUGACAGGGCCACAUCCUGAGUUUGCCGCAGUGAAUCUCGAUCCCAAUGCCAAUGGCCCCGAUUAUGCCGAUGUUGUGGCCGCAUUGGCCGCCGACGACAAAGAGCGUACAGACUUCCUAAAGGCAUGUCUGUCUAAACUUGGGCUACAAGUUACCCAGGACUCCACGACCGUACCUUCUUUGUCGUCAUUACAUAUGUCUGGUAUUGAUGCAGAGGGUCCUAUUGAGAUCCUAUCCUCCCUUGCCCCGGCCUUAACCCGCGAGAACCAUAACGAGUACCUGAAAGAUGAAAAUGAUACGUUCCGUAUCGAAAGACCUGGCACAUGGAAUCUGGACGAUCUCAAGGAAUCGCUUCCAAGCGAUUCAUCCGCCACUAGCGACGGUAUUGUUGACUACAAGACAAUUAUUAAACGACUUGUGAUCCAUGACGAUCUCCCCUCUUCAAAGCUAACACCCUACUUCAAUCACCAUGCAUUCUACGCCAACCUUCGACAAUACCAGUCUGAGUCCAAGGAGGGAGCAUCCGAGUUUGGGUCGAAUCUCUUGUACGGCGAGGUCGUGACAAGUACUAACACUAUAAUGGAAAAGAAUACACAGUUACUUCGCCAACUUCCGCAUGGGUUCACUGCUACAGCGACCGUUCAAGUUGCUGGACGGGGCCGAGGUUCUAAUGUCUGGAUCUCACCAGCAGGUGCCUUGAUCUUCUCAACAGUCGUUCGCCACCCGAUCGACAAGAUCCAGUCUGCGCCGGUCGUAUUCCUCCAAUACCUCGCCGCCAUGGCCGUCGUCAAGGGAAUCAAAAGUUACUCCAAGGGCUACGAGAACCUCCCAGUCAAGAUGAAAUGGCCAAAUGAUAUCUAUGCCCUUGAUCCGGAGGACCCCGAGCAGAAGCGUUACACCAAGAUUUGUGGCAUUCUUAUCAACUCUCACUUCAUGUCAAAUGAAUACAUCUCCGUCGUCGGCAUCGGCGUCAAUGCAACGAAUGCCUCCCCCACCACUGCCCUAACAGCUCUUGCUGCACGUUAUGCUUCCCCGGGAGCGGCUGCUGCAUCCCCUGUGACGCUUGAGAAGCUUUUGGCCCGUAUUCUAACAACAUUCGAAGAUCUUUACACUCGGUUCCUUCGUACCGGUUUUGAUCGCGGCUUUGAGGCUAUGUACUACGAGGACUGGCUACAUAUGCACCAGAUCGUCACCUUGGAAGAGGAGGGCGGUGCCCGUGCUCGCAUUCAAGGGAUCACUCGGGAUUAUGGCUUGUUACUUGCAGAAGAACUUGGAUGGAAUGAACGACCCACUGGGCGGGUCUGGCAACUGCAGAGCGAUAGCAACAGUUUUGACUUUUUCAAAGGUCUGGUGAGGCGGAAGGUUUAG